This is a messenger RNA of Gekko japonicus, 981 nucleotides long. RefSeq names its product leucine rich repeat containing 72 (gene LRRC72). The transcript is spliced from 8 exons. Gene Ontology annotation, molecular function: protein binding. The record is from RefSeq and is a predicted model, not a curated record. Bases 1 to 645 code for a protein of 214 amino acids. Lineage: Eukaryota; Metazoa; Chordata; Lepidosauria; Squamata; Gekkonidae.
AUGACAAAGAAUCAUGAGGUUUUAAAAAAUCAGUUGAAGAUAUGUGGCUUUAAGAAAGAUAAUGAUGUCACAGAGUUGUAUCUGGGAGAAAGAGGAUUAAAGGAAGUUCCUGAUUUAUCACAGUUCCGGAUACUAAUGUAUUUGUGGCUAAAUAAUAAUAAGAUUGAGAAAUUAACUUUUUUGAAGCAUAACUGUUGCUUGAGAGAACUGUACCUCAACAACAAUGAAAUCAGAAAUAUAGCAGGUGCUCUCAGGCAUGCACAUUCAUUGCAGAUCCUGCUGCUUCAUAACAACCAGAUGAAGAACCUGGAAACAACUGUGAACGAGCUAAAAGGAAUGAUGAAUCUACAGACUUUAAAUCUGUUUAAUAACCCUCUGUCACAAGAUUGCAGAUACCGUCUUUAUGUAAUAUACCACCUUCAUGCAGUUCUAUUGCUUGAUAGAAAAGAAAUAACCGUUAAAGAAAGAUCAUUGGCUCUGAAUACUUACAACCACAAAAAGACCCUUGUCCUCCAAUCCAUAGGAUUUGGGAAGAGAACAGAUGUACCACUGUUGCCUAAGGCACCAUUUAAUAAAAGCUGGUCAUUAACCAAAGUGUUGCGCUUGCCUCCAGGUUGCGAAUUUGGAAAUCACUUGGUCAAGUAAGUAGUUGGAUCCUUUCUUUAAUUAAUGUAUGUUAAAUCUAAUACAAGUUUCCCAAGGAAAUAUUUCAGAAAAUAUAUUUAAAGAUCAGAAACAUAUCAGCAAGUUCACACCCAAGGACCACCUACUGCUGUAUAAACCAAGGCGACUGCAGUCAUCUUCAGGGGCCCUUCUUUGGAUGCCCCAGCUGUCAGAGGCUAGAUGGGCAGCAACCCAAGAAAAGACCUUCUCAGUUGUGGCACCAAAACUAUGGAAUUCCCUCCCCAGGGAGAUCCAGCUGUCCCUCCCUUAUGUGAGUGAGUGAAGACUGAUCUGUGUCAUCUGGACUUUCCUCACUGC